UCGAAUCAGUUAAUGUGUCAGUCGUAAGCGCGAUUCCGUCGCGGCGCGCGUCUCGAGUGAUACGGUGACUCUGGAUCACCAUCCUCAAGCCUUCUACUUUUUAUUUCAAUAACUUUAACAAUCUUCCCUGCUGCGAGAAGCAUUUUUUAAGGACUGAAAAUCCUUCGAUCGCAACGAUCACAAGAAGCGAUAAGAUUGUACAGUAUUUUAUUUUCAAUUGUGCGUUUAUACAUUUUCAUUUACUUUAGGAUGACAAUAGAGUCUUUUGAAUAAUUCCAUAGUUUCCUUAAAACUCUGUUGUUUGUGCGUGUUAUUUGUGAAUUUAAUAUUUAGACUUUUGUAUUCUGUUUUGAGUUGCGUGACGAAUUAGGUUUAUGUAUUGCUAGGACCAAGGAGGCGUGUUUGUUUAAUUGUUUGUUAGUGACUCGAAUGACAUUGAAUCGUGUAAUUUUUGUAUUUGUGUUUGAACUUUUUUAUGGAUUUCUUUAGUGACACUCUGAUGCUUGUAUUAAGUGAAGUUGGGGUGACAUAAAUAUUCUUUUUAUUCUAAUUGUGGAAUCGAUGAAUGUGUUGGCAAUAUAAAAUAGAAAAGAUUUGACUUUGAAAGACAAACAGGUUUUUGUAUAGCCAGAUACUUUAAUUACUUUUGUUUUUAAUCACAAGUGUUGUGAUUCUGUUCGGGCAACAAGUGUUCCUGAUUUCCGGUGACAAUUUGUGAGUGCGUUCGGAAAGUGGUCAGCUCCCCUCAUGAAACGAAGCAGCAACAGUUAAAGCUAAAUCAAAAGGAAAUGGGUGAAAGUAAGAAUUAAGGGGGUUGUGCGAGAAAGCGUUGGUGGUGGCGGGAUCGCAAUGAUAGCCAAUAAACCGUGAUGAGUAAGAGAGAGCAGCAGUCGGAGUGGUAUUAAUAAAUUAGUGUCUAGUUGCUAUAAGCAGCGGCAGCAGGAGCAUCAACAAGAGGAGGCGACACACAACAGAUAGAAGAGGAAAACGCAUGGGAAGAGACCGGAGGUGGAGAUGAUGGGGGCGAUGAUGGACAGUGAUGACUAUUCGAUGACCUUGAAUUUCAAGAAAUGAUCCGAAUGAUCUCGAGCCGGUCACGAGGAUGACGAAGGUGGCGGCUUGAAAGGGGUUUCGCUGUCGAGGCACGGAGGAGGGAAGGUGGAGGCAAGUAAGAGAGGAGACGGUGGACCGCGGCGCGGCGGGUUAGGGCCGCGCAACGGGCGUUAUCCGAUCGUCGCCGUCGUCGUCGACGUCGUCGUCUUCGUCGGUGUGGCGUACGGCCGUGUGCCCAGCCGCAGCGCGCUCUCUUCGUGUGCGCGUGUGUGGUGGACGCGCGCGAGCACGCCAGUGCGAAAGAAGACAAUUGACUCGCAGCCGCCGCCGUGCUUGGCCGGGGGCCUUCUGACGUCACAUCCUGUCCUCUCGGCUAGUCGCGAUCUCGUUUGGACCACGGCACACCAAGCAAAACGACAGCAAUGGCGGGCCACGUCGCACGGAUCAUCGGUAUCUUCGUUUGGGCAAAUGUUUUCACGGUAAUCCUAACGAAUCCGACGGACUCGUCGGAGAUAGACCUGUCCGACGAAAUGGAUGGGUUCACGACGACCAAGAGAACGUUACCGGACAGGUGUUUAGUAAAAACCGAGCCGGGCCCCUGCAAACAGUACGUCCACAAGUGGUCGUUCAACAAGACUGAAGGAAAAUGUAGGAUGUUCCCUUACGGCGGCUGCUUGGGAAACGAGAACCGUUUCAAUUCCGAAGCCGAGUGCCUUCAUCAUUGUGUGGGUGGCCCCGAACAUACGCUACCGCCAUAUUUGGUCACAAAGGGUAGCGUCUUUGUGACGAGCACUGCGACUACGAGUACAGUACCUUCUACCACCGCCAUUACUCCGCGACCAACGUUCGUGCCACCCGCACCUACGAGACCACCUGUACCGAAGUACAAAAGGGGAAAGGAACUAACUUUUAUGGAAUCAGGAUACGAGAAGACCUUUAUGUUUGCACAAAGUAAUACAUUUAUUCAACUCGACGGGCCCGGUAUUAAACCAUUCCAAUUACGACUGUGUCGCGAAAUAUCGUUCAAAUUCCGCACAAAACUGCCCCACGGUCUUCUAGUGUAUCACAGCGUGAAGGAUCGACCGGAUAGUUUGGACCCGUAUGCCUUGUACGUGAUCGUGGAGAAGGGUCAGUUGAAAGUUGUCCACGUGUUCGGUAAGAGAUCCACCAGCCUGACCGUCGGCGAAGGGUUGAACAGAGACGAAUGGCACAGCGUUCUUGUGAGAAUAGACGUGCACGGGGCGAAACUGAUCGCCAGAGUGGACGACAAACAAGAGGAGACGACCCUCGAAGUUCUGGAGCACGUGGUCAAUUAUGGAGUGUCCGAGGAACUGGCGUCUGUCGUCCUUAUUGGAGGAUUGAGUUCCGAAGAGCGAUUACACGGCGUGAAGUACAUAAUAGAAUCGUUCGUUGGCUGCAUAAUGGACAUGGUUCUCAGUUCCGGCAAAUCGGCUAGCGAUUUAUUGCCGAUUCAGCCUUUGAUAGCUACGAAACACGAGAACGUGCAAGAGGGUUGCAUAGAUAUGUGUAGAACACGAGAGAACCUUUGUUUCAUCUCCAGUCAAUGCGUAAAUCACUAUAACAGUUUAUCCUGCGAUUGCUUUGGGACGAAGUACGAGGGAGAACGUUGCGACGUGUACACGGCGACGAUUUUAACGUUGAGAGGCUCUUCUUAUGUCUCUUUCCGCGUUUACGACUGGAAAGACAGAGUGCAUUCGUCUGUCAACAGAAUAAGCCUCGCGUUCAAGACAAAAUGGGACGAUUCAGCAUUGUUCUACGCAUCCGGAGAAAUCGAUGGGACUCCUCACUACGUGGCAGCUUCCAUUGUGAACGGAUCGGUGCAUGUCGAAUUAGAUUUCGGUCAUAAUUCGAAGAUUGCCACAGUGCUUGGUGAUUACAUCACUGCGAACCACUGGAACAAUCUGACGAUAUUCCACAAUGGUUCUCUGGUGUUCGUUAGUUUGGACGAUGAGAUAAAAGUGCUCGAGGUCCCUGGAGAAAAUUAUAAUAUGAUCAUCGAUCCUGAAAUCUACAUCGGUGGUGGGCCUGAGUUGCAUAAGAAGAAGGGGUUACUUUCACACAACAAUUUUGCGGGUUCGCUGAAAUACGUGUUCUUCAAUGACAAAUCGAUAAUUUACGAAUUAAAACGAUCGAAUCCCAUGGUGCACUAUAUCGGCGUCCUAGAACCAGAAUACUACGAAGCUGAUGUCGAUGUAAUCCCGAUAACGUAUCCGUUCGCCGACAGCCAUAUUUGGUGGCCCAUAGCGAGAACCGAUUCUCUGAAAUUGAAUUUCGAUUUCAAGAGCUCGAAACCCGUUGCAGUAGUUGCUUCGGGGAAUGUAAAAAGUAAUCACGACCUUGGGUACUGGGAGCUUCGUCUAGUCAACGAUGAAAUUCGUUUUCAAUUGAUCCCAGUGGUUAACGAGAGUGUUACGGUCACAGCCGCCGUGAAGUUUCCCCCGUAUAACACAUCUUGGCAUGCGGUUGAACUGAACUACACCAGAGGAGAACUCAGUAUUUUGGUCGACUAUAAGAACAACCAAAGCAAAAUGUUCGCGAUGACUUUUGAACUAGGUGACAAAGUUAUCAUCGGGAGCGGAAAGGGCAAUGCAGGUUUAGUUGGCUGCAUGAGAGAAAUACGAGUGAACGACGAAAGAAUCGAGCCUAGAUACGUAGUGAACACCGAGAGAGUGAUCGGUGAAGUAGCUUUGGACAAUUGUCAGUUCGUAGAUCCUUGCACGAGACCGAACACCUGCGAGCAUGGUGGCAAAUGUUCUGUGAAAGAGGACAGGAUCACCUGUGACUGUACGGACACAGGUUACAUCGGAAAAAAUUGUCAUUUUGCUCAGUACAGAAAAACGUGCGAAGAACUGGCUCUACUGGGUUACACGCAGGAUGACGUCUACAAAAUUGACAUAGAUGGAAAUGGCAGAUUCCCGCCAGCUUUAGUGAAAUGCGAGUUUCAAUCCAUCGAAGAUUCAACGAAAACUAUAGUCGAACAUAAUCUACCUUCGCAAGUUGACGUCAGGUCCAUUGACGAGUCGGAUUUCUCUUUUAACAUCAAAUACAGACAGUUCACUGCAGAGAUGCUGCAGGAAUUGAUCUCUCAUUCUCUAUACUGCAGUCAAUACGUCAAGUACGACUGCUAUAAAGCACCUCUAGAGUUACACAGUGCCACGUGGUUUUUGAGCUCGAAAGGAACCACUGUGGACUACAUUGGGAACGUGAAUAGAGGAUCCUGUCCUUGCGGAAUGAAUAGAACCUGCGGCGAACCGAAUCUAAGUUGCAACUGCGACGUUUUCGCUGGGAAUGUUGGAAAGUGGCUGUCCGACGAAGGUUACUAUGAAACUCCGGACUCUCUAGGCAUCACGGGGAUGGUUUUCCUUCAGCAAAGAGAUCUUGAAGAGGCUGCUCGAGGUCGAAUUACCUUGGGUCCAUUAGAAUGCGUUGAAACGAAUACGCAGAAGUACGUGGUCACUUUCACAACCUCGCAGUCCUACAUCGAAGUGCCAGGCUGGCGGAAGGGAGAUAUAGCCUUCAGCUUCCGGACAACCGGAGAAAAAGCAAUUUUACUGUACCAACCACCAAUCAGAAGCAACUAUCCGUCCUUCAUGGUGGCUCUAACUUCCGAAUACCGCUUGACCUUCAAUUUCACCUUGAACACUGGGACCAUUAGAGAGUUAGAGGUAAAAAGUAGACGAAAAUUAAACAAUGGCGAAUGGCAAAAGAUUUGGAUCGAUUACAACGACUACCAUGUCAGAUUCAUGAUCAACACUGACUUUCAAAUGGUCGAUCUUUUACCUGAAGAAGAGUUCGGUCCCUUUGAGGGUUCUAUGUUCAUCGGUGGCGCCACAGCUGAGCACUUAAGAACUUCGUCGGUUCGCCAAGGCCUAAUCGGUUGUUUCCGUGGCCUCGUCGUAAACGGGGAGAUACUGGACAUUCACAGCUACAUGUCUGUCCACCUGUCAGAGAUUAUAAAGGACUGUAAGCCCUCCUGCCAACCGAACAAGUGUCAGAACGGCGCUAGAUGCGUGGAACUCUGGAGCAACUUCGAAUGUGUCUGCGAGAACCGAUGGGCUCACCUGGGCACCUAUUGCGAGAGGAAUAUAAAUGAAAAAGCUCUCACCUUCACGUCUCAAGGAGCUUUCCUGAAGAAGAACUUCUUCGGUACAGACGAGGAGAACGAAGAGUCGUUGUUACUCAAGAGUAUAUUGUUACAGAACGUACUAAUUAAUUUGAGGACUUACGACACUCACUCGUUGAUCCUAUACGCUAACGAUCACUUGAACAACUUCGCUCAUUUGUAUAUAUCCAAUGAGUCGAUUGUGUAUUUGUUCAACGCCGGCAACGAGAUCAAGAAUAUUACUGUGGAGUAUCCAGGCGUGAACACAGGGAUCUCAGUGCAGAUCGCCAUAAUCCGUAACGAAAAGUCGACAACACUGCACGUGAAUGAGCACAAUGCAACACUGAACGCAACUCCUGUGUUCAUAGAUACCUAUUCGAAUAAACCCUGGGUAAACCCAGAGAAAGAAGUACUAGCACCACAGAGGCCACCAGCUCCUCCUACCAAUUACUUCCAGGUGAAUCUAGGAGGCUUCGACUCGGACGACCUACUGAGAGUCGGCAAAGAGGGGAUGUUGAUAAAAGGAUACGUGGGCUGUCUCCGUGGGCUGAUGAUCGGGGAGUAUCUGGUCAAUCUGCCUAAUCUUGCUAACGAGGCUAAUCAUGAAGGCAGCAAAGGUGUGCUGCCAGACUGCCAAAUGAAAUGUGAUGCAGUGCCCUGCAAGAACUUGGGUAUCUGCACGGAGGACUUUGGUAGACAGGAGUCCUCCUGCAACUGCGAACUGACUUCUUAUUUCGGGGAGCAUUGUGCUGAUGAAAAGGGAGCAGACUUCAGCGGCGAGAGUGUUCUUCAACGCGAAUUCGACCUCGUUGGACCAGUGAGUCAAGUGAAGGUUCAACUAGCAUUCUCAACGAAUGAACUUCGCAAACGUACCACAGCGUUGCUGCUUCUGCAGACUGAGAACAAAAGAAGCUACUACUUGCUGGUCGCCCUAACGUCAGAAGGUCAGCUCAUAUUCGAAGAGGACAGGGAGGGUUCUGCUUAUGGAGUACGUCUCAACGACAGGAAUUUCUUGAACAGCGCUCGACACAGUGUCUACUAUGUUCGUGACAACAAUACUGCCACACUUUUGAUCGACCGUGAGCCAGUGCAACUGCUGCCGAUCCCCGUGCUGAACCUAAGCGAAGGCGAAGAUGAGAGUCCCGGGAUGACAGAGAUUCAGCUGGGUGGGUUGAACACAACUGAUUCCCGCUUCAGCGCUUACAAAGGAUACACCGGCUGUUUGAGCAACGUCGUGGUAUCGAUCAACGGAGGCCCUGGCAUGAAGCCACUCGAGGAAUAUAUGCUCUUUACGAAACAGGGAAGUGAAACGGUCAGGGCGACGAUACCAGCUGGCGUCAGGAGCGCACAGUGCGCGGUCUUUCACGCCCAGCCACGUGGCCUCGACCCGCCUAGAAACGAUAGUGUGGAUCGUGACAAAGCGUGGGUGGAGGACCCACCGGAAAGGAUACUGUACAAGUCCCAGUAUUCGGAUGCGACGCAGGAGGAGCAAGGUGCUGGUACUUACAUCUUUAUCCUGCUUUGUUCCGUGUUCGUCACUGCGGUGGUCGGUUGCAUUUACGAGGUGUGGCGUAGCGCGAGGAAAGACCGGCGCCGUAGACGGGCGUCCGUCGUUUCGGCCACGUCGACGGUGCCGGCUUCCAGCUCGCAGCGAUGGCAAUCACCGCAGUACACGGAAUCGAUGACGGCCGGCGUGAAAACGGUAGGCUUCAAGAAUGUGAACGAGGACGAGAAGAGACCGAACGGCACCCACGUGAAGCCGCCGAGCAAAGAGUACAAACCGUUGCCCAACGCGGAGUCUAAAGACUUAAUUAACGAUAAAAGGGUUCAUAUAAAAGCAGAUGAAGAAUCAGAGAAGAAGGAGCUCCUAGGGGUAAAUACAGGCAACAUCACUAAACCUCCGAAACCGAAUCCAUUCUCGAUGGAAGAUCUACAAGAGGAACCGGAACUAGAAGAACGCGAGGAAGAGGAAGCUGGAGACUAUGGGGACGAAGAUGAAGAAGUGGAGGACUCUAAACAACUGAACCAAAAGGAGGAGGAACCAGAUCAGUCGAAAGCGGACAGUAUAGACGACAUUGAUUUUGUGAAAUCGGCGAACACACGCAACGAUAUCGAACAACGAUCGACAAUCGAAAAUGUGUCUUCAGAUUCUGCGAAGCCUUUGUUUCUCAAACUGCAUCCUAUCUAUCUGUCGGGCGAUAUGAGAACAUUCGGGAGUCCAUUAACUUAUUUGGCUACCACAAAAUAUCAACCAGGAAAUCGAACUUCUAUAGAACUGGACUGAUCCCUUCGUCGAGAAAUUGAUGAUAAACUUUGUUCGACAAUUUCCACGACCGAUUCAAAAUACAAAGAGGAAAGAAGAUCGACAGCCGUGCUUUCUUGUUAUAAUUUUCAAUGUGUUACUUACAAAUGCAAAAUUAUCAUUUGUGAAGAAAAUAAUGGUACAAUAUUGUAUAAAAUAAUCGAAUUGACCUGUGUUACCAUACCUUAUAUAUUUACAGUCGUUCAGGGAAGUAUUUGGUGAAAUCAAUAAUAUAAAAGUAGAUAGUGAAAAAUAGUUUGGGUAAAAAAAAUUGUGAUGAAAUAAAAUUAAAUCGUUCUGGAAAGUGUAUUGUGAUUUUCGGACCAAUUUAUCUAAAGUUACAGAAAUACUUUUAUGAAGAACUGUAUCUUGCUAUAGAAUAUCUGUUUGUAGUAUAAUAUUAACAGUAUUGAAAAUUUACAAGUAAUUAUCGUUUAUUCGAUGUAAGUGGUUUAAAUAAUUUUUUCGUCGAAAUAUCAUCGAUGACGGUGCUCGCAAAUGGGAUAUUGAAUAACGAUGUAGAUGUAAUACGUGAGGGCGUAUAUCUAGGCGAAAUAUUUGUUUGAGCAUAUGCGAAACGAUGUUCCGUAACUUAUUCUAGGAAUAAAUCAUACAUACAUUUUAAACACGAAUGUAGAUUAAAAUCAAUGAUAUAACAACAUCCGUCGCAAUUACGAACUCUGUAUCAAAAUAUUAAUAAAAGAGUUAUUUGUUCAUAUUCAAUUAAAAAAUAAAAGGAUAGAAAUAAA
Molecule: messenger RNA, 8227 nt
Organism: Nomia melanderi (Alkali bee)
Lineage: Eukaryota; Metazoa; Arthropoda; Insecta; Hymenoptera; Halictidae
Source: RefSeq, a predicted model, not a curated record